Molecule: messenger RNA, 700 nt
Organism: Diorhabda carinulata
Lineage: Eukaryota; Metazoa; Arthropoda; Insecta; Coleoptera; Chrysomelidae
Exons: 3
Coding region: 207-602 (131 amino acids)
Source: RefSeq, a predicted model, not a curated record
GAAAGAAAAUAAAAAACAUUCAACGCGGCAAGUCGAUUUGAGCAAAACUUCGUUCCAGUGUUUAAAAUUAGAUAAAAUUCUUCUCAUUUUAAUCUGUAUCGAAUCCGAUUGUGAAUUUCACUCAAACGUAAAAGUGUCAACUCUAUAUUAUAAAAUAAAAAAAAUUGCGUUGUGCUUGUGAUUUUAAUUAAUUUUUUGUUUGGAAAAUGCCAUCGUUGUCAUCACCCACGCAAUCUAUGGACACUGUUUAUCCAGAACCUAUGUCAAGAUUAAAUAGGCGAGUCAUCCCGAAGAAGAGGAGAGGUGGUUCCCAUAGAUAUCGUACUCAACCAGUAACGUUUUCAGAAAUUCAGGAAGUUGAUGAAGAAAACGUAGCGGAAGAAACCAUCCCGGACUCAUCGACAUCAAAAUCCGAAUUGAGUUUGAUAAUGAAUAGAAAGUUCGAAGAAUUUAAGAAAACUAGAGACAUUGAUUUCAUAUUAAGUGAUAAAAUCGAAGAAAUAACAGAUGCUUCAAAUCAAGUUUCAAGUAAUCCAAAAGCUAGUGUACCUUUAAAAACAUGCAGAUCAAUAGGUAGGCUGCCUUCGCGGCCAUCUUUUUAACAGCUUUCACGACAGAUUUUAGAUAGAGUUAGAACGAACGCUUCAGUAAUUUUUGUACAAUAAUUAUCAUUAUGUAAAUAUAUAUGUACUGCAUUGAG